AUGGCUGAAGAGAGUGAUAACGGCGGCGGUGUGAAAACAGGUAUCGUUAAGUGGUUCAAUGACCAAAAAGGCUUUGGAUUCAUCACUCCUGAUGAUGGUAGCGAGGAUCUGUUCGUUCACCAGUCUGCUGUUAAAACUGAGGGAUUUCGAAGCCUCGGUGACGGCGAGAAUGUGGAGUUCGAAGUGGAGUACGGCAGCGAUGGCCGGGCUAAGGCCGCCAACGUGACUGGACCUGGUGGUGCUCCUGUUCAGGGAAGCACCAGAGGUUAUGGCGGAGGUGGAGGCGGAGGCGGUGGUGGAGGAGGCGGAGGUGGUGGAAGGGGCCGAAGGGAUGGAGGCGGUGGUGGCUAUGGUUAUAACGGAGGCGGUGGUGGUUACGGGUACAACGAAGGCGGAGGAAGCCGUGGGGGAAGCCGUGGAGGCGGUGGAUACGGUGGUGGCGGCUACGGCGGCGGUGGAGGCUACGGCGGCGGAGGUGGUGGUGGUAGUGGCUGUUUCAAGUGUGGUGAAUCUGGACAUAUGGCUAGGGAAUGUCCUCAGGGAGGUGGUGGUGGUGGUGGAGGCGGUGGAAGAUAUGGAUCCGGUGGCGGUGUAGGUGGCGGAGGAAGCUGCUACAACUGCGGUGAAGGUGGUCACUUUGCCCGUGAAUGCCCCAAUGCCAACCGUUGA
This is a messenger RNA of Fraxinus pennsylvanica, 669 nucleotides long. NCBI's taxonomy places the organism in Eukaryota, Viridiplantae, Streptophyta, Magnoliopsida, Lamiales, Oleaceae. The record is from the annotation of a GenBank genome assembly.